Rotaria sp. Silwood1 is the source of this 1104-nucleotide messenger RNA. Lineage: Eukaryota; Metazoa; Rotifera; Eurotatoria; Philodinida; Philodinidae. The record is from the annotation of a GenBank genome assembly.
AUGUUUAUUCUUACGAUUGUAACGGCUACUGUUGAAAUAGUUUACGGUAUUCGUGCGUAUUCAAAUUCAUUAAUAGCGGAUGGAUUAUAUUCAUUUGCUGAAGGUCUUUGUUUAAUUGGUGUUAUAUUAAUUCUUCAUUAUUCACAUAAGGUAGGACAUCGUCCAAAAAACAAUACAUUUGGUUAUGAACGAUUAGAAUUAUUAUUUGGUCUCAUACAAGAAGUAUUUCUUCUAUCAGUGUCAUUGGGUGUUAUAGUUGAUGCUGUCAAUCAUUUACUUAAUCCUAUGCAUGUGCAUGAUCCAAAAUUAAUGAUUGUUAUUGGUAUAGGUGGCAUGUUUGUUGGUAUACUUGGUAUGGCUAUGUUUUGGGGUUAUCAUCAUAAUCAUGAUAUAGAAGAAGAAAUAUAUGAGAAGAAAAAACGAGAUAUUUUAGCAUGGACAAAACAACGUAUGAAACCAAUGCGUACAUCAUCUAUCAAAACACAUGACAACACAGCUGUUGAAAUUCAAUUAAUGACUAAUGAGUCCAGAGCUGAAGCUAUCGAUCAAUCAGACAUAACUAGUAAUAUUGAAAUAACACCAGAAUAUGUUCAGCAGUAUCCAAUUACAGGAAAAGAAAUCAAUACUUGGUUAAAAUAUAUUGAUCCAUUAUUAACACUUAUUAUGGUUGUUAUUAUUGUUGUUCGUGCACUUCCUGUUAUAUUUUCAAUAAGUGAAAUAUUAAUUGAAAAUGUUCCAGGUGGUAUUGAUACAAAACAAUUAAUGAAUGAAAUUGUUGCAGCUACUCCAGCAAUUAAAAGUAUACAUAGUUUGCAUAUUUGGAGAGCAACAGCUAAAGAAAUUUAUGCAACAAUGCAUCUUGUGUGUGAUGAAGACGUCAUGUUAAGCACAUGUAUACAUAAAUAUGGUAAAGAUAUACAAAAUAUUUUAAAAAGUUAUUGUAUUCGGUAUUUCACAUUACAAUUUGAAUAUAUCAUACCGUAUUACAUUGAUGAAUUACCUGUGUACCAUUGUGUUCAUGGACUUCAUAGAAAACGUCGUGGUCAUACACUGGAAGAACCAUUGACAAAAUUAGCAAAAGAUGCGCUAAUUCAUAUUCGAUAG